AUGUCCAAUCUUCUGUCCGACAGUGGCCCCUCAGAACCUCCGCCACCUCCUCCACCCGUGGCAGCAGCACCUCCUCCACGUCGUUCGCCGGAGGUACCGCGCGAGCCUGUCAAGCCGUAUAUCGCCCCUCACCCUGCGCCUGUUCCUGAUGCCUACCCAACCCCUGUCGCGCCAGUCGCUGCUCAAAUCACAGACAACAACAACAACAUCAAGCGUGAACGCAAUGGGGAUGUACCUCCGGUUGCGCCGCCUGUCUCGGCAACUACCUAUCCUACAGGCCCGCCAGGUCUCACGAUCGAGGCUACUGAGGCGGCAUAUGCUGAGAUCGAAGCAGCUGAGAUGAGCGAUGUUGAAGCAGCUGGGUUUGAGGGUCCCAAGGUCGCAUGGGUAAAUAGGUCUGCCAAGCGUAUGAUUGAGAUAGAACAGAAAGAAUUGGGCAAACGAAAGAAACGCCGUCAAGCAUCAUUCAAAAUGUACCUCGACCUGUUCGACGCAAAUGCGAACCUCGCCAAGGACCACUUUGUGGCUACGCACGAGAAGCAAGCCGAAGAAGAGGUGCGCGUAAAGGACGCCGAGGAAGAGAAGGAACGCAAGAAAGACAUGCAACGCAAGCGCAGACGGGAAAGAACAUUACUCAACGAAACCGCAAAACGCGACGAAGCGAUCGAAAAACUCAAAGACCUCGAGGACGAAGACGAAAAAUCGCGCCUGCUCAAGGACGUUCAGAAAUAUGGUAAGAAGAUACGGAAUACCGAAGACCUCCUACACGGCCGCCUUCCCAGCAAAGCUCUCCUCGGAGACUCGCCCGGGCCUCCCAACCUGGAAGGAGGCUUUAUGUCGUCUUUCCAAGCUAAUGACGACCUUACAACAGAUGCGAAAGCGAAGAAAGGCGCCAAAGGAUACCGUCCCCGUAAGAGCAAGGCCCAGAAGCAAGCCGAGAAGGACAGCGCCGCUCAAGCGCAAGCCCUCAUGGACCGUGGCGAAGAUAUGCCCCCUAUCACUCCAAGGGAGGAAUUGCGACUCCGAAGUCUGCGCGGCACUUCUAGCGAUGGCAUGGAGGGAACACCAAUGGAAGACGUCGAACCUGCCGAGAAGACAUACGACCAGAUUUAUCGGGAAGUCUGGAAGGACAUCUCAGUCAAUGCUUCAAAGAUUGCUCGCACCAGACUCCAGGCACUAGAAGUUAAGCAAGGCAAUAUGCGCAAGACAGCUCAGCUGGCGUCCAAGGAGGCACGUCGCUGGCAGCUGCGAACCAACAAAAGCACCAAGGAUGUUCAAGCCCGCGCGAAGCGUGCUAUGCGUGAAAUGCUUUCGUUCUGGAAGCGCAACGAGCGUGAUGAACGUGAUCAGCGCAAGAUGGCAGAGAAGCAAGAGCUGGAGAAUGCCAAACGUGCCGAAGCUGAGCGCGAAGCAAACCGACAGAAGAGAAAGCUGAACUUCCUGAUCUCACAAACAGAACUGUACUCGCAUUUCAUUGGCAAAAAGGUCAAGACGGACGAAGUCGAAAACUCAACCAACGACGUAUCUGUUGCGGAUGAAACCACAAGACCUGGUCCAGCCAACGCCAAUACCAUCGACUUACCUGACAGUGUUGCCAACCUCGGCACAAAGGUUACGAACUUCGAAGAUCUUGACUUUGAUGCAGAAGAUGAAACAGCUCUGCGCCAAGCCGCCAUGGCGAAUGCUCAAAACGCAGUCCAGGAGGCACAGGACAGGGCACGCGCGUUCAACCAGGAUCCUAACGGAGAAAAUAAGAUGUCACAGUUCGAUGACGGCGAGAUGAAUUUCCAGAACCCUACCAGUUUGCAAACCAUGGACGUUUCACAGCCGAGCAUGCUCACCUGUCAGCUCAAGGAGUACCAACUCAAGGGUCUCAAUUGGUUGGUUAACUUGUACGAACAAGGUAUAAACGGUAUCCUUGCAGAUGAGAUGGGUCUUGGAAAAACUGUUCAAUCUAUUUCGGUCAUGGCAUACCUGGCUGAGGUUCACAAUAUCUGGGGACCCUUCCUCGUCAUUGCUCCCGCUUCGACACUCCACAACUGGCAACAAGAAAUUGCCAAGUUUGUUCCGACGUUGAAAGUCCUGCCGUACUGGGGUAAUGCAAAGGACCGUAAAGUUUUGCGCAAGUUCUGGGAUCGCAAACACAUCACAUACAACCGAGAAUCGUCUUUCCACGUCUUGGUAACAUCGUACCAACUUGUGGUACAGGAUACGCCAUACUUCCAGAAGAUCCGCUGGCAGUACAUGAUUCUGGAUGAAGCUCAAGCCAUCAAGUCUUCUCAGAGUUCGAGAUGGAAGGCCUUGCUAGGUUUCCACUGCCGUAACCGUCUGCUUCUGACUGGUACACCGAUCCAGAACAAUAUGCAAGAACUGUGGGCUUUGCUGCAUUUCAUCAUGCCUAGUUUGUUCGAUUCACAUGACGAGUUCAGCGAUUGGUUCUCCAAGGAUAUCGAGAGCCACGCUCAGAGUAACACCAAGCUCAACGAAGAUCAGCUCAAGAGACUGCACAUGAUCCUCAAGCCUUUCAUGUUGCGUCGUGUGAAGAAGCACGUCCAAAAGGAACUUGGUGACAAGGUGGAGAAAGACGUGUACUGCGACCUCACGUACCGUCAAAGAGCUUUGUACGCCAACCUGCGAAACAAGAUCAGUAUCCUGGACCUCAUUGAGAAGGCGGCUGUCGGAGAUGAUCAAGAUACUGCAACCUUGAUGAACCUGGUGAUGCAAUUCCGCAAAGUCUGUAACCACCCUGAUUUGUUCGAGCGCGCAGAUACAACUUCUCCACUUGCUCUCUCAUACUGGGCAGAGACUGCUUCCUUCAGCAGAGAGGGCAGUUUCGUCAAUCUUGCAUACUCGGUUCGCAGUCUGAUUGAGUACUGGCUACCGAAGCAGCUCGGUAGUGAUGGUGGUCGUUUGGACCUGGCAGGACCUGAUAAUCUGCGCGCUGGUUGGAGAAACAAGUGGCUGAAGCACAUGAUGAGCAUCUGGAAUCCUGAACACAUCAAACAAAACACGAAAGACGCAGAAGCGUUCUCAUGGCUACGAUUUGUGGAUCAGUCGGCUAGUGAAGUGGCAAGAGCUGCUCGUAGCGGCAUCUUCGACCGUGCAGUUGAGCUUGAGAGGCAAUCAAAACGCCGGACGUUCUUCCAGCAGGGCGAUUACCUCGAUGGCAAGGAGCGCUAUGUGCCUGCUCACUCCAUGCUAAAUAUCGUCCAGCACUCCAAGCCAAGCAUGAUUGCAGAUGUCUCAGGCGAAGGCUACUUAAGCAACCUGAUGAAUGUGUCUCGAAUGGCGGUAGAGGAGACUGGUUACAGUGACAUUGAGCCUUGCUCGCUCCCUACAGCUGCUGCACCUCCGAUCGAAUUGGUCUGCCCCAGCCAGCAGUCCAUUGUCGAGAAGGAAACCACAUUCUUCAACACUCCGAUUCGAAGCACGUUGAAUCCUGUCACUCUGGAGACCGAGCAAGCGCUCUUGUCGAGCAAGAUUGAACCAGCAGAUUAUCCGAUCACGAACAUGUUGCCUGAGCCCAUCAACAAGAAGCAAGGCUACACAAAGAUCGAAGUCCCAAGUAUGCGCCGCUUCGUUACUGACUCUGGCAAGUUGGCUCAAUUAGACAAGCUACUCAGGGAACUCAAGGAGGGUGGCCACCGUGUCUUGCUUUACUUCCAGAUGACACGCAUGAUUGAUUUGAUGGAGGAAUAUCUCACAUAUCGCAACUACAGGUACUGCCGUCUGGAUGGUUCCACAAAGCUCGAAGACCGUAGAGAUACUGUCGCCGCCUUCCAGUCUACUCCUGAGAUCUUCGUCUUCCUUCUCAGUACACGUGCUGGUGGUCUCGGUAUCAACCUUACAUCUGCCGACACUGUCAUCUUCUACGACAGUGAUUGGAAUCCUACCAUCGAUUCACAAGCCAUGGAUCGUGCUCAUCGUCUCGGUCAGACAAGACAGGUCACAGUCUACCGUCUCAUCACACGUGGUACUAUCGAAGAACGCAUCCGCAAGCGUGCUCUGCAGAAGGAAGAAGUCCAACGCGUGGUCAUCACUGGUGGCGCCGGUGCUACAAGUGGCGACAGAGGUGUUGACUUCAACGGUCGCACAACCAGAGAGAACCGCACCAAGGACAUCGCUUUGUGGUUGGCCGAUGAUGAUCAGGCUGCCGAGAUCGAACGCAAGGAAGCCGAGUUUGCUGAACAAGAGGCCAAAGAACCAAACAAGGCAAAGAAGAGGAAGGCUCCUACGAAGAAGAAGGAGAUCAGCAUGGAUGACAUGUACCAUGAAGGUGAGGGCAGAUUCGAUGACGGCCACAGUAACAAACCUUCUGGUGCAGCAACACCAGUGCCUGGCGCUAUGGAAGGUCCCCCAUCGAAGAAGAAGAAAACCACUGGUAAGAAAGCAAAGACGCUCAAGCAACGUCUUGCGAUUGCCGACGGUGAUGUGGAUGGCGGUAUGGCUUCAUAA
Messenger RNA from Aureobasidium melanogenum CBS 110374, 4455 nucleotides. RefSeq names its product SNF2 family DNA-dependent ATPase domain-containing protein. Gene Ontology annotation, cellular component: Ino80 complex; nucleus. The coding region runs from base 1 to 4455 and encodes 1484 amino acids. The transcript is spliced from 3 exons. Gene Ontology annotation, biological process: DNA-templated transcription; DNA repair; chromatin remodeling. Lineage: Eukaryota; Fungi; Ascomycota; Dothideomycetes; Dothideales; Saccotheciaceae. The record is from RefSeq and is a predicted model, not a curated record. Gene Ontology annotation, molecular function: ATP-dependent chromatin remodeler activity; DNA binding; histone binding.